This is a messenger RNA of Miscanthus lutarioriparius, 954 nucleotides long. NCBI's taxonomy places the organism in Eukaryota, Viridiplantae, Streptophyta, Magnoliopsida, Poales, Poaceae. The record is from the annotation of a GenBank genome assembly.
AUGACGCAGAACACCAUUGAUGGUUCAUUGAGAACAUUACCCUCCAGGUCUGAAAAGUUUGUGGCGGGUGCUGCUGACUCCACAUCUAUACUAACUCUGCAAGAGCCAGAUGUUUCCUCAUCGGACGAGUAUCUUGACAGUUCAUCAGAAGAGUUGAUCACUGCCAGUCCACGGACAGUGCCGCUUAACACCAUUGACGACUCUCCACCAACUCUUGGGCCUAACAUUUUGAUCUACUAUCCUGCAAACUCAUUUGAGGUGUUCUACAUUAGGAUUGACAGGAGGGGAUCUAUCUGGAUAUACCCUAAUGUGGGUGGACCGUUUCAGAGCAUAGAUGAAACUGAAAAUGCUAUCAUUAGCUUCCUUGAUUUAUGGCAGUGUGAAACAAGGAUUAGUACAACAAAGGGAGGUCCUAAUUCGUUAAGUAGUGAGAAUACCUGUAGUGAGAAGUGGUACUUGGUUCAAGCUAUACUGGACCAGUUUAAUGACCAAAACAAUCUUUUCGGGAAUCUUGCACAUGAACUGGAAGAUCUUUUGAGGAAACAAAUCAUUUAUGAGAACCACAGGUGGUAUUAUCAUUUCAAUUUCACAACAAAGCAGAAAGAAGCUGAUGAUGACCAUAGCACUGGCAACAAACUAUUCUUUGCUGAAGUUUCGCAUAUGCAAGGAAAAAAGGUCUGGGAGGUCAACUGUUGCUGCAUGAUCGAAUUUGUAUCUAAGGGUGGCCAUUGUUUUGGCUGUAAAAACAAUGGAAGUCCUGAUAUGCUGCACCCGGUUGAGGCUGAUGCAUACACUGGUGGUCACUUGGAUGGAUAUUUACCAUUUGAUUUUGAUGCAUUAAGCAGCUCUGAUGAUGACGACGGUGAAUAUGAAUAUCUAUAUAAAGAUGAGGAUGAAGAGGAUGAAGAGGAAGAGUUUGAGAUGAAAUGCCUUGUUGGUCUGGGCCAAUUAUGA